CAGAAGAAGAAGAAGAAAAGAAUUGCGUCUAUCAAAAGAGGAAGAAGGGAGAUCCAAAAUGUCAGAGUACAGUAUGGUCCAGAAAAGUGCCCUGAAAUUAAAAGGCGUAGGGAGUAUUUCAGCUGGAAAAAAGAAAAAGAAGAAGGAUAAAGAAAGUAAGCAGCUCUUGGAGCAAGUCAUCACCAGUCAGAACGAUGAGGAGGUGAAAACUAAGAAACCGUCUGUUGACAAAAGGACACCAGCACAAACUGCCUUUGAUAAGACACAGGAGAAGAGGCAAAUGGAGAGGAUUUUGAAAAAAGCCUCAAAGACACACAAACACAGAGUAGAGGAUUUCAAUCGCCACCUGGACACCCUGACGGAGCAUUAUGAUAUUCCCAAGGUCAGCUGGACCAAAUAGAAGAGGAAAAAACAUUCAUUUUGUUAUUUUAUUUACUACUUGUACAAAGAUCUCACACGGCACAUUUUUGAAGCAUAUGUUAUUUGCUAGUUUAUGUUUAGUUAUGUAUACAGUUGAAUGUCUAAAAUUUGCAUUCAGCCAUUCCUGGUAUGCACAAUAAAGGAUUUUAGUAAAC
Molecule: messenger RNA, 575 nt
Organism: Monopterus albus (swamp eel)
Lineage: Eukaryota; Metazoa; Chordata; Actinopteri; Synbranchiformes; Synbranchidae
Gene: fam32a
Product: family with sequence similarity 32 member A
Exons: 4
Coding region: 59-400 (113 amino acids)
Cellular component (GO): nucleolus
Source: RefSeq, a predicted model, not a curated record